ACCACAAGUGCACUACAAGAAUUCUGCAUCUUUUUUCUUCCCUUCCCACUUCAGCUCUUCUCCUUCUUGUAUUUGUACCCACUACCACUCACCCAAACUUCUUCCUUCAACCUGAAACAGGAGAUGAAUUGUCAAAAUCUCACCCAGACCCUAAUAGAGUCUUUUAAUGCCUUAGCCGACGAAGUUCAGAAUCUGAGCGACAGGCAAACAAUCCUUGAGCAUAAACUCAGGUAUGCUCAAGAACAGUUUCAGUACCUGGCCGACAAGUAUGCCCCGACAGCACCCGAAAUCUCGGAGACCUUACUGAAUCUGCAAAUACCGCCUGAGCCGCACAAUCCAUCCCUAGCCAACACUAGUUUCGUUCCCUUGCCUAAGAAGAAAGCCUCGGAUUCAAAACACCAGAUUGCCGUCAUAAUUAGGGAAGGUAGACGCGUCGCCUCUUCCCUGACAGCUACUAGCAAGAGUAGUCAGUCUAGUAGGGACAGCUUACCUCCUACCACUAUGACGACGCUUUCCACGAUAUUAGAGCAAGACUUCACUGUCGAGGGAAAGAAAGGCACACUGAAUUGCCCCUUCUCCCAGCCCGACGGUGAAGAUAAAAAAGAGGAGCGUCGUAACAGUCUCCCAGUCACAGCACCCCACGAUUCCCAAGAUCCCAUCUGCGCAGCCAUGUUCGAAGACCCAAGUUCACAACCGGCCGCUUCGAAGUGUCCGAUUCGCUACUUGGACCAACAUUCACCCGAAGAGAUAGGAAAUUACUUGAAGACGCAUAAACAUGAAUUACCGAGGAGUCACGAAGUCUGCUUGCGGCGACAUCAACAGAAUGAGGAUUCUAUGAAGAAAUUAGAUACCAAAUACGGCAAUCUUGCGAGUGUAGUAGAGGGUCUUAGUCGGAUCCAUCAACCGAUGUUACCCGAGCAAGACACGCGACCCCAAAGUGACGUGGAAAAGACUUCGAACGAGAGGGUUGAGACUUGGGCUCAGACAGUUAGUAUAGCUGCGAACGACUCAGAAUACGCUGCUUUGGAACAGGAAGUUAAAGAUCUGGACGACUUAGAGAGGCAAAGUCAUUUUGAUCGACCUCUUAAAGAGGUGCGCGUUGGCGAAUCACCAAGCCGUCCGUGGGGUAUAUCGGUGCCGGUCUACGAUACCCCAUCGGCUAAUGGUGUUUUCCAUCGACCCGAAUCUCCUCCCCCGGCGCCUGUUCAGAUCCCAUCCUCGCUGCCGCCAUCAAUCACGCCGGCGAAGAAGACGGGGAAAUGUCCCUUUGAUCAUACCAAGAUGGCGGAAAUGAUGAACGGCUCGUCCCCUAUUAAGCGGGAAGAUAAGAGUUUCCGCGCAUUCGAUGAUAUCCCUACGAGUAGCCAGACUUCUAUCCCUGCACACGAACCGCCUCUUACCGCGAGUCGUCCUACACAACCUGCAUUUAUUAACCCCGCUGAGCUGGACCGCGGUAAACAGGAUAAUAGGCCACAGAUGCUCUUCACCGGCCCCGUCUUCAUUGGUUAUCCGAUCGAGGACGCAAUUCGGUUUAUGCAGAAUUUUCAAGGCCAACAAUGAUAGUAAUGAUGAUUUUUGAAUUGAUACUAGAUGCUUUCUAGAGCGUCUAUGAUGAAUAACGGAUAGGGAUUAUUAUUUUUGUGUUUCAGCAAGGAGUUAGGUGCGAUUUAGCGAGGUCAAGCAGUUGGUUCGGCCAUGGAAGGUUCUCAAGAAUCGUCAAUUGUUCACUGGACGCAUGGUCGGGAGUACGGAUGUGCUCGGGUUUGACGGCGUUGUGAUUUUUUACUCAUAGGAGCAUGUCGCUUGGGGCUUAGGUGUUUAUGGAAUAGAACGAAUAGGAUGGAUGAUACGAUACCCUUCAUAGUAUGAAAUUGAGGAACUUGCUUUUGACUUGGGUUGUAUCAAUUAUAACAUACCUUCAAUCAAUCCAUAUGUUAAUUUAAAUAA
Hypoxylon trugodes is the source of this 1947-nucleotide messenger RNA. RefSeq lists its product as uncharacterized. Lineage: Eukaryota; Fungi; Ascomycota; Sordariomycetes; Xylariales; Hypoxylaceae. The record is from RefSeq and is a predicted model, not a curated record. The transcript is spliced from 2 exons. The coding region runs from base 124 to 1560 and encodes 478 amino acids.